AUGUUGGCAUUAUUAAAUGGCGGUACCCAUCCAGGCACGGGAAAGCGGAUUCUGAGACCAGAAACGGUGCGGAGCUAUGUCUUCAAAGACUUCAUCCCCAUGUUGGAGCAUCGCCUGAUGGGAUUGGCAGAUGCACCAAGGGCCUUUCACCAGGAGCCUCAAAUGCAGGGGAUGUUGGACAUUCAUUUCGAGAUUCCUUGUCCCCUCGAGGCUGGAUCAUGGGCAGGGCUGGGCAAUCUGUACUACUGGAUUGAUGCAAACAAAGGGAUUGCCGAAAUAAUUGGAACCAGCCGUUCCAUCUCUGGCUGCUCAAGUGUACGAUCUGCUGGCGACAAGGCAGGAGAAGUGCAGCCCUCAAGAAAGAUCAAAGUGUAUCAGGAGACGGUGACAGUCUACAGCUGA
Molecule: messenger RNA, 402 nt
Organism: Exophiala aquamarina CBS 119918
Lineage: Eukaryota; Fungi; Ascomycota; Eurotiomycetes; Chaetothyriales; Herpotrichiellaceae
Exons: 2
Coding region: 1-402 (133 amino acids)
Source: RefSeq, a predicted model, not a curated record